Molecule: messenger RNA, 1044 nt
Organism: Cherax quadricarinatus
Lineage: Eukaryota; Metazoa; Arthropoda; Malacostraca; Decapoda; Parastacidae
Source: RefSeq, a predicted model, not a curated record
AUGAGCAAAGAUAAUUUGCAAGUGCAGGUGUGCAGGAGGACCAAUAGUCCCUCAUACAGGGAAAGAUUUCUCUUCGCCCUGGAGGAGGAGGAGCCGCCCCUGCGUGCCCUGGCCUUCUACAUGUACGCUUCUGACAAGUUCACCAACACACUCAUCGGUGAAGCUCAUCUCAGACUCAGCGAUGUCGACCUCUCUACUCCCUGCGCCCUCGUCCUGCCCCUCACUGACAUGGGCCAGAAGGGCGUGGGUUACGGAGAGAUAAUGUUCUCACUCUCCUACCUGCCCACGGCGGAGAGGCUGACAGUGGUGGUGGUGAAGGCACGAAGUCUUCAGUGGACGGGAGACAAGACUUCUGCCGACCCCUUCGUCAAGGUGUACGUGCUGCAGAAUGGUAAGAAGGUGAUGAAGAAGAAGACAAGUGUGAAGAAAGAUACACGAUCACCUGUUUUCAACGAAGCCAUGAUCUUCAGCGUCCCAGCACCCGCGCUACACAACAUACAGUUGCGGGUGACGGUCGCUGAAUACAACAGCGAGGGAGGUCCAGCCAGGUCGGUGGGGCACGUCAUCGUGGGCACACAGGCCACCGGCAAGGCUCUCUCACACUGGAACCAGAUGAUGUCCGCCCUCAGAAAGCCCAUUGGCAUGUGGCAUCCGCUGAGACGGUAAUACUCACUACAAGACCAGACCCCCAAGGUACUGGAAGGAACCCCAAAGCAAAGUUUAGUGAAAGGGAAUAACAGAGUGGUGAUGACGGUUGUUGCUUAGAGUACUGGUGGUAAGUGGGACAGGAUUUGCAAUCGGUGGUGGUGGAGCCUGGAAUGGGUACAGGUAGUCUUGGUGAACUUAACAGGAGAAGGAAGGUCUCAGGUGAAGCCUAGCAGUUAGAAGCUGGUGUGAACAAGUGAAGGAUCUUAAAAAGCAUAGUAUAACAUGAGGAUAGAUGAGAAAGAUCUUAAAAAUUGUAUAACUGUAAAGCUCUCCCAUAAACACAUGAAACAAGCCAACAAAAUAAUAGCCUGAAUUUGAUAUGGAAUCCUGUGGAAU